UGAUUCCGCCCCGGGACCCACUCGGUCAGCAGGUGCCGCUCUAUCACCUACGGCACCCAGCAAAUCAAAUCAACCAGAAUGGAGGCCGAUGUUUCCGAUUAGCGUCACUUCGAAAAGCAAACUCGCAUUUCCGAUACGUGACUGAACAACACCCCUCCUCGAUACACCUCCCUUUCCCGUGACCCUGCCAGCAAAGCUAACCUUUGCCCAGAUGUAAUUAACUGCAGACACGCUGGAGAUUUAGUCUUCUGUAUCAAUAGUCCGGUGACAUUGUAGAAGCCGACUCGUUUCGAACGUACAUAAAUCGUUGUAGGAGGAAUGCUUUUUGGAGAUCAACAAAAGGGAAAAGAAUGGACGUGGAUGCUUCAUCUGCAGACAUUAGGAAAGCUUAUCGGAAAAUGUCUUUGAUCUUGCACCCCGACAAGAACAAAGAAGAAAAUGCGGAAAUUCAAUUUAGACAGUUAGUGGCUAUCUAUGAAGUUCUGAAAGAUGAAGAGAAAAGACAAAGGUAUAAUGAGAUUUUAGAGAAAGGAUUGCCAGAUUGGCGACAACCUGUUUUCUACUAUCGGAGAGUAAGGAAGAUGAGUAAUGUGGAACUUUCAUUGCUGCUUUUCAUUAUUCUGACUGUCGGCCAUUAUGCUGUGGUUUGGUCAAUUUACUUUGAGAAACAAUUGGAUGACCUUCUUAGCAAAAAGAAGAGGGAGAAAAAGAAAAAAACAGGCAGUAAAACAGCAGAUGAAGGGAAAGCUGGUGUUCCUGAUAAAAAUGAUAGAUCUAUCGAGAAGCCUCAUUGGCAGGACCUGUUGCCUUGCAAGAUAGGAAUCUGCUUUUAUUUUGUACUGAAGUCAUUACCGCAGUGCUGUCAGGCUAUUAAAGAUUUUUAUCUGGAAUGGAAAGCACUGAAAGUAAAGGAACAAGAAGAAGCAGAGACCCAAGCUCAGUUUGAAGCUAUGCAGAAAGAAAAAAGGCCAAAAGUAAAGAAACCAAAAUCUGAGUUCCCAGUGUAUACAGCCACUAAUUCUGGAGGUAUUGCCUAUGUACCAUUACAUGAAGAAGCUUCUACUAUUGAGGAGAUUGAGGAGCAAAUGGCUGACUGGCUGGAUAGCAGACCCAAAACGCAGAAAAAGGCACCUCAGUGGACAGAAGAGGACCUCAGCCAGCUGACAAGAAGUAUGGUUAAGUUCCCAGGGGGUACUCCAGGUCGAUGGGAAAAGAUUGCUCACGAAUUGGGUCGAUCAGUGGCAGAUGUUACAACAAAAGCUAAGCAAGUCAAGGAUUUUGUUUCAACCACACCAGGAACAGUGAAACUAUUUGAACUGAAGUCUGCAUCUCUGAAUUUAAAGAGUACUAAACGUGAAACAACUUUACCUGACCAUAUAAUAACUAAAAGGGAUGAGGAGACUGAAGAAGAACACAGUGAAAGGCUUGAAAAUGAGGAUGAUCCAAGUAACUACGCUGACAGACUGACCACAGAAACCAAGCCUCGGAAACGGAAAAAUACUAAAAUACCUGAGCAAACUUAUGUGAUCCAAGAAGAAAUUGAACAGAAACAUAAAGGAAAGCGCCAGAGAGACUUUGACAAUAUAGAUUUGGAAGAUGAUGAGAGUGAUGAAGAGAAGAAAAGAAAAGGGCGAGCUCGAUCUUCAGAAGAUGCUACUGAAAUGUGGAAUCAAAAUCAACAAAAAUUGCUUGAACUAGCCUUACAGCAGUAUCCAAAGGGGACUUCUGAACGCUGGGAGAAAAUAGCGAAAUGUGUUCCAGGAAAAACAAAGGAAGAAUGCAUAAUCAGAUACAAACUGUUGGCUGAACUUGUUAUGAAGAGAAAACAAGCAAAAAGCUGACUGAAACGAACACUGGUGUCUCUCCAGAAGCAGUAAUUUGCUAUGGACAAAACGUCUUAUGUAAACCUGGACCCUGGUUGUAUAUGAAUGGCUCACAUUUUGUUUAUGCUAAUGUCAUGUGCCUUAGUUUUAAAAAGAAUCAAUGUGCCACCAUAUCGUACAGAAUAUUUGGAACAUACUUGUAAAUGUAUACAAUGCAUGUAUACAUGGAUAGUUUUAAAUUUUCUCAAAGUAAUUUUCUAUGCUCCGCCUUGUCAUUUCCUUAUAUCAGCAAUAAGUUUGCAUUCUUUCCUUUACAGAUUGUCGAUCGUCUGAUUUCUCAUGUUUUAAUUGAUUACUUUUUAUGUAGUAAAGCAAACCAAUAUGUUUCAAAUCAAAGUAAAAUUCAACUGUAAAUUAAGAUCUUAAGAAAUUCAUCUUGAAAUGACUACAUUUUGAUUUUGUUGUCUUUUCAUGUUAUUCUGAAGAACGUGUCAGCCUUCGCCAUAGUGGUCAGCCUUUAUAUAUGACCCAAGCCAAAGUGUUGUGUUUAUCAAGGCUAAACCAGGGUAGGACUUGUCCUUGGUUAAUAGUGUACACAAAUGCUUCUAACCCUUCGGGUUCAGCAAAGAGAGCAACAUUAAAAUUCUGACUGAUUUCUUUCUUCAUCUGAAAGUUGCUAAUGCUAAUAUAGACACCGGUUCAGACUGAUGAUGUUGGAGAUCUAACUUGAGUUCGCCAAAGCCAGAGUAUUUGUUGUCCUUUCCUGCUUGGCUUUGUUCCAUCGAUUAGCUUUUACUCUUGAGCUUCCAAAGUUGAAGAGGAUUUGUUGCAGAAGAUAGAAUGCUGUAUUACUUUCAGCAAUCUGUGCAUUAAUGAUAAAUCAAUAUAUAGCAAAAUCAGCAUUAGUAAUAGGUGGAAGUAAACCUGUGAUGUGUGAAUGGUGUAGAAACUUUUAAUGGUAAUUUUUUUCUGAAGUCUCAAGCAUGUAGAAGAUGUUGAGAAGACAAUGUUGCAAAUAAACCAUGCAAUAUCAUGUGGUUUUCGGCAACCAUGUCCUUUAAAAGUCUGAAACCUCGUGUGUAAUAUGUGUUAACGCCAGUAUGAAGUUUUGUUUGGACAGUAGUUGAAAGGUUUGAAGAUCCAUUUGAUUUAUCUAUCACUUUCUUAUAAAUUAACUUAUCAUUCCUAUCAAUCUCUACAAAUUCAUUCACAACAGGCCAAGAGAUGAAGUCAUAGAGUUCUGCAGCUUGGAAGUGGGUUCUUUGGCCUAACCUGUUCAUGCUGAGCAAGAUGUCUCUCUACACUCAUGUCAUGUUCUACAUUUGGCCUAUUCCUUUCCCAUCCAUGUACCUAUCCAAAUGCUUUAUAAAAAUGUUGAUUGUACCUGCCUCUACUACCUCCUUUGGCAUCUUGUUUUAUCUACACUUCACCCUCUGUGAGGGAAAAGCUUACCCCUCUUCUUGAAAUAUUUUCCCCUCACAUUAAUCCUAUAUCCUCCAGUCUUUGGAAAAAAUUGUGUUGCCUACUCCACCAAGUUUCCAGAACUACACACAGCAUUCUAAGUAUGACCUACCCAUUGUCUUGUACAUCUAUAACAUGGUGUACCAAUUCUUACUGUCACUGCCCCUGUCUUUGAAGGCAAGAAGGCUAAAUGUCUUCUUUGCUGCAUUCUCAACCUUUGUUGCCAUUUCAAGGAGGUAUGAACUUGCAUCAAAGAGCCCUCCUUAAAACAUUGUAUGUGCCUGGCCGAUGUUAGAUGACCCAAAUGCAUUACUUCAUACUUAGCGAAUUAAACUCCAUCUGCUACAGUUCUGCCCAACUUUUCAGCUGGUCUAUGUCUCCCUGUAUCCUUAGGCAACCAUGCUCACUAUCUACAUCUCCAAAUCUGGAAAUGUCAGUGAUGGAAAGUAUUGGGAAUUUGUGUAAAAUAAUCUAUUCAUUCAUUUGCAAUAUAAGGUCUUUAACUGGAACAGUCUACUCUUUUUCCUAGAUUCUCUUUAUGAUUUUGAUUUUCAAUAUCUUUUCAGAGACCCUGAAAACAAUCCAUGAUGAAGUAUUCCAUCUUCUGAACAUAGUAUUAAAUGAUACGGAAUGAGACUAUUUAACUCAUCACAUCUAUUCUGACACUUUGAAAGUUCUACUUUCAUCUAAAUUGUCUCUGCAUUAUUUUAGUAACAAUCCUAUGUUUAUGUCACACUGACCAAUGUUUACCUCAUCAAAAUGUUUACACUAUUUUCAAAACUUCUAUUAAAUUAUACAUUUAACCUUUACUAUUUCAAUGAAAAUAUUACAUUUCAAAACAAUUGUGCAAGUAUCUUUUCUCAUGGUUCACUGGCACUAAUUAGGACUGUAAAAGAAUGACCUGUGCCAAUAAGAUGGGCUUCAUCUAGAUUGAAAAGGGACCAGUAUCCUAUCAGGAAAAGUGAGUACACAGCAAACUUUAGUAAAUAUGGUGAGUUAAAUUGGGUGAGAUGAGUGAUUUAUGGAGAUCGAUAGUAAAUGAAGCAAGAACAAGCUGGGGGAAAAAUGAGAAAAACUACACUGACGGACUGCAGCAUCAAUACAACAAAUUAUUCCAGUUAAUUCUACAUUUUAUUUCUCGGGUCAGUUGCUUUGUAAAUUAUACUUAAGGGGGAAUGAUUUGAUGAGAAUGGGGGUGUGGAUUAACAUGGGGUUAAUAUAGGGUUAGUGUAAAUUAGUGGUUGAUGGUUGGCAUGGAGACAGUAGUCUGAGAGGCUAGUUGCCAUGCUGUAUUUCUUUGACUCUAAAAAUAAAUGCUGGAGUAUAACUUGUUCAAAAAUUUUAAAAUCUAAUGGAUCUAUUUCAGCAGUUGAAUUGGAACAAAG
This is a messenger RNA of Mobula hypostoma (lesser devil ray), 4669 nucleotides long. RefSeq names its product DnaJ (Hsp40) homolog, subfamily C, member 1 (gene dnajc1). Gene Ontology annotation, cellular component: endomembrane system. The coding region runs from base 351 to 1841 and encodes 496 amino acids. NCBI's taxonomy places the organism in Eukaryota, Metazoa, Chordata, Chondrichthyes, Myliobatiformes, Myliobatidae. The transcript has 12 exons. The record is from RefSeq and is a predicted model, not a curated record.